Messenger RNA from Lactuca virosa, 506 nucleotides. The record is from the annotation of a GenBank genome assembly. NCBI's taxonomy places the organism in Eukaryota, Viridiplantae, Streptophyta, Magnoliopsida, Asterales, Asteraceae.
ACAUAUCGAUUCUUUGAAUUUGUGUCGUCUCUGAUUAUGGAAGGUAAAUGGACCUUUUCUUUUUCCAUUUAUGCUUCUUGGUGCUUUACUAUUGAGAUCUUCUUCUCCUAACACAUUUGGAGGGCCUGAUUUGGCAUUUGGACUAGGAAGGAGCGAAACAAAUUUCCAUAUGGAACCCAACAGAGGCAUAACAUUGGAUGAUGUGGUAGGCGUUAAUGAAGCAAAACACAUAUCCAGUAGGUUGUUGAUGUCACAAUCUUUAGGUGUCAUAGCUUAAAGAAUCAAGAAAUAGUUCAAUGUCAAGAAGAAAGCUUAUCAUAUCACGACAAUGAUUUUAGUUAUGGAGGAAUUAGAGCUUCAAAAGAAUUUGCUCUUGAAGUCUAUAUCAAAAGGCGUGUCAUAUCUUUGCAUACGUUGGAUGGUGAAAUUCACAGGCUGCUGUGUCACAUGAUAUAAGUGAUUGUAAACGAACAAAGUUGGAUUGUAAUUCAUUGCUAUCUGCUUGC